Molecule: messenger RNA, 4863 nt
Organism: Cuscuta campestris
Lineage: Eukaryota; Viridiplantae; Streptophyta; Magnoliopsida; Solanales; Convolvulaceae
Source: the annotation of a GenBank genome assembly
GUAAGUUUGUUAAUUUUGUAAAUUUUUUGUUUGACACUCGCACACCAUCGUGUUGUCUCCCUCUGAAAUCGAAGUCGCCCACUCCCUCUACCUCUAAAAUCGACCCCAUGUUCUCCGUCAUCUUCUCCGACUAAAGAUUCCCGGCCUUGUCACAAUCGCACGGACGCACGGUUUUGUAUUUCUCUUUCUAUCCGAUUGUCAACUAAAUUGUGGAAAUUGCUGAGAAAUUUGGAAGUUAUAAAUUGCUGGAGAUCUGGAGUGGAGUGUUGAGGCUUCUCAAAAGGUGUAUAGGAGUAUAGUGGAUGUAGGUGGGAUUGAUUGACUGAUUGAGCAAGAUGAUGAUGUUGAGGAGGUGUAGCUCAAGGAUCAACAGCAGCCAUAAGUCCAAGUCUCCAAAGACAAGGAAAAGAAGAUCAUGGAAGACGGCCAUGGUUUUCCCCAAACUGGGCAGGUUUCGAAUGGUGAGGAGGAGAAUAAGAAAAAGAAGAAGAAGCAGUGUUCUUCAUCCCACAGGUUUAAGUAUGCCCUUGAGAAGGUGUAGUUCCAGGGGCAUGAGACAGAGAAGGAAGAGUGGUAGGUGUGAGGACGGUGACAUGAAUGCUGAUUCUGAUUCUUUGGAGUCGUGUUUUGUGGAUGCGCACAAAUUCUUUCCUUCCCCUCCCACUACAUUAAAUUGUCUCUACGAGGAGGAGGAUGAGGAGGAUGUGGAGGAUGAGGAGGAUGGGGAGGGUUUUUACAAGGAGAAAGAGUUCAGCACCCACACUAUUCCUGAUGUAUCUGUUAUAGAGGUGAGCAAGGGUAAGCAUCUGGAUGUUAUAGACGUGUUGUCUGACUCUGGCCGGAGGCCUUACCUGGUUAAUAAAUUUGGGGAUCGCGUUCUCAUUGAUUCUCUCAGAGGCAAAUAUGUCGUUAUCUGUUGCGUCUCCGUGCCUCUGCGUGCUAAUUACUCUUGUCAGGGUGCUGCCGUAUGCCGGACCAUCAUGGCUGCACGCUCCUGCGGGACUUGUCGUCCUAAUUUUGAGAUCGUCGUUGCUGCCAAGAUGCUUCGUGAUUGGGACAAGGAGGAUGUUUUCAACCACUUCUUCUCUGGUUUCCUUGAUGAUACCCUCGCAAUCCCCUUUUGGGAUGUUUCCUCCCGACACCGUUUAUGCGAUUCUGUCCGCUUGGAAUCGGAUACUGCUGUACCUCUUGUUGUAAACCCCCAAGGCUUGGUUUUACAGUCAGUAUGGGGUGCGCGUUGGAAGUUUAAUAAAUAUGGCUCCGAGUUUUUCCCCUUCACUGAUGAGCAUUUGGGUGAGCUUGAUAAAGCUGACCUAACACUGAGGGUAAAGUGGGAUAAAAUUUACAGGGAUCAUAAGAAGGAUGAUUUGAGAAGAGAAUUUGGUGAUAACUUUGAGCAGAUAUGCAGCACCGGUCGUCCCUCUCUCGACUCUCUACUGGGCUGCACCACUCUCACGAAGCUUGAUGAUACAGGAGUGGGUAUAUUUGUGACAGAGUUGAGCCGGAAAGUUGUAGGAAUAUACCUCUGCAAGGAUGGGUCGUCAAUGGACACUUUCCACCAGUUCCAGCAACGUUGUUUGUCUCACGGUGCCGGUGAUUUUGAGAUGGUGCUGGUCUGCCUUGCCUUUGAAGAGGACCAUAGCUCAUUCCUGGAACAUAUUAAGCUUGCAUUGAAGAAGCGUGGCAUCGACUCCUGGUGGCUAUGCCCCUCUGACGACAAGACAUGUCGAAUGCUUGCCCGGCUCACUUAUUGCUUUUGCUAUGCAGAUGAGUUGAUCAUUGUGCCGCCUGGUGAAAAAUCAGCCGAGCUGGAGGGAAGGAAUGUGUUACAAGUCAGGGAAUUUGAUGACCCAAAGUAUUAUCCCUUCACCAGAGAAUCUAUACUUGAAAAGAGGCUGGCUAUGUUCAAAUCACACACAAUAGUGUCACUGUUGGCAAAGGACUUCACGUAUCUUGUUCGCGGGGACAGUCGUGUGCCUCUGAGUGACCUUAGAGGCAAAAAAAUUAUCCUUUACUUGGACAUGUUUGGGGGUGAUGAUCUGCGGAGUUACUGUCUCCUGAGUGACUAUUACUCCGACAUUCAGCGCGAGCAUGGAGAUUGUGAAGUAGUCUUCCUUCCGUUGUGUGAAGGGAAAGCUCGUAAGAUGGCAUGGCUGAAGCUGCCUUCUCCAUCUGGUUAUGUGAAUGGUCAGGUAUUGGCGUACAUGGAUGAGUCUGAGGAGGUUGGUUCCCUCAUAGCAUUUGGGGAAGAUGGUCGGAUGGUCUCCAGAAAUGUUAGGGACAAACUCGAGGAUGAAGAUAUUUCUUCAGUCUUUAAUGAUACCCUUCGCCAAGAGAUACUUGCUGAUCUGGCUGAUUUGGAAACUAAUUAUAUGGUGUACUGAUAGUACUUAUUACUAAUAUUUUUAUGAUUGGAUAUGUGAGCUUUGAUUAGUUCUUGGUAUAUGCAACACUAGAUAUGCAUUACAUGAUAGUUGUUGGAAUCUCAAUCUCUAUUGUCUUGGAUUUCUCUGUGUGUUUAAAUAAAUAGUAAUCCCUAUCUACACUGUCUACUUCAAUGCUUUCUUUAGAUUCAUCUUAAUUGGUUUUUUUUUUAAAUUUGUUUAGUGAAUGGCAAGCAGAUAAGCUGAAAUAGUUGGGCAUAAAAGCAAAAACACUUGUUUGUCCAGAUAUGUUUUUUUUUUCAAUUUAGUGUGACUAUGGCAACACUUUUUAUUCCUUCAUAUUUUUAUGAUUGGAAUCUUGGAUAUGUGAGCUUUGAUUUUUCUUGGUGUAUGCAACACUAGAUAUGCAUUACAUGAAAUGUGAUUUGUAGUUGAAUUCCACAAUGUACGUUUCAAAAUACAUUACCAAAUCCUCACAGUCUUUCUCCUUGAUUUUCCCAUUCCUUAAUUGACUGACAAAUUUCCAGUCUUAAUAUGUAGAAGUCUUUCAAAUUUCUCCUUAGCUAUACCUCACAUGUCUUUACACAGUAGAACCUAAUAAGAGUUCUGGGGAAUGCAUGGAUAAAAAGGUAAACUGCCUAUACGAAUGGGUGGGUGAAGAUUUGUAUAGUGCAUGGUGCAAAUCUUGGCUGAUAUAUGAGUGGCUUAUAAAUGGCUCCCAAAUUAUACUACCCGUCCACUUGAGUAUUUUUUAUCUUGGUUACUCAGUUAUUAACUUUCAUGUGGGCAGGGAAGUGGGAUAGAUGGGACAUAAAUUGAAUGUCUUAGAAAAUAACUAAACAAAACUAAGAUCACUACAAGUUUCUGAUUUUGUAAUCACUUCAUGGAUUUUCUCCCCUCUGCCACUUCAUGAUAAGUUAAAAUGAAGUCUUUUAUCUGUCAUUGCAAGAUGAAGGAAGCUAACACAUUUCCGGCUUGUGGUGCAGGAUUUUUGUUAAUAUGCUAAUACAAUAUUUGUAAUCACAAUUCUCUUUUAUCCUAGAAACGAAAAGCUGUUCAUGGUCUGUUUCUCAUUUGCAGAGGGUCCACUGGCAUGGGCAUUAAUUGUUUGGCAUUGUAGCUUGGUUUUCAGUUCUGCUGAUAAAAUUGUUAGUGUCUUCAUACAUCUUUUGCCUGGAUUAGUUUUCUUUACGAUUCGAUGGUGGGAUCCUGUUUAUUUAGGAGCCAUGCACCCUGAAGGGAACGGCCGCAGAGCCUCAUGGCCUUAUGCAGAAAGCAAAUCCUACCUUUGGACAUGGCUGUUUUUCGUACCCUUGAUAACAUACACUCUCUGGCAGAUCUUCUAUUUCCUCAUUGUGGAUGUUUUACGCCACCAAAGAGUUUUAAGGGAUUCUGAGGUCAUGACUUCAUACAGGAUACACGGCAUACAAAAGUGUCACCUGCUUCUAUUUUGGUGAAGAAACUGCAUGUUAUUGCAGUUGGAGUGAAACAGAUCCAUCCACUUUUCUAAUACGCGGAAAAACGUAUUUAGAUGAUCGUAACAAGGUGGAUUUCAUUAAACCUAAGCUUAAGAAUACACCCCACUCAAGUCCAAUACGAAGUUUGUAAUCAUAAUUCUGCCACAAUGCAUCAGUCGGUGGUGGAUGAUUCUGCAUUAUCUCCCGAAGAAGAACGAUUAUGGAACAUUGUGAGAGCAAAUUCUCUAGAUUCCGGUGCUUGGACUGCCCUUAUAGAGGAAACUGAGAAAAUUCCAGAGGUAAAAAUUUGGACUAUCUGAAUCUAGGCUAUCCUCGUGAGAAGUGCCAAUACUGCCAUGCUAUAAUGUGGACAGAAGAACGCAACAACAGCAACGCAAAGAGCUCACCACCCACUUUCUCUUUGUGUUGCAUGGAAGGCUGGGUUUCCCUCUCCGCAUUGAAAAAUGCACUUGAGUAUCUUAGAGACCUUCUUAGCCACAAUGGAGGAAAACGUUCCGCUACCUUUCGUGAAAACAUGCGGGCAUAUAACUCAAUUCUUGCCUUCACAUCAAUAGGGGGCGCAAAUAGAUUACAAAAUCAAUAAAACCAAAGGACCAUACGUCUUUAGAAUCAGCGGCCAAAACAGCCAUCACAUUGGUUCACUUCAUCCCCAACCAGGGAAACCACGGAAGUUCCUCCAGCUAUAUAUGUAUGAUAACAUAACUGCGGAAGUGUCUUUUAGGAUAAAGUUACUUACGAAGGACAAACUGGACUCCAAGCUCGAUGAGACCAUUCUCUCGGGCCUAAUAAAAAUGCUUGAUACGGAGAAUUGUUUGGCAAAAACAUUCCGAAUGGCACAAGACAGAAUGAAAGAAAGUGAAGACAUACAGCUGCAACUACACCUCUUAUCAUAGCGCACACCUCUUAACUCUUAAGACUUACACUUCUAUUUUUAGAGAAGCUUUAAUUUAGUCCUCUUAUAUUUAAUUUUUUUUUGUAAUUUAUAAACUUUAAUAUUACUU